AGAAAACAAUUAUACUCCUAUAUCAAAUUCUACAUUUUGAAGUUGAUAGAUAUAACGAACUCUCAUUAUGAGACUCGUAACUUCAAUUGUUACUAAUAUUCACUCUUAAUCACUUGAAGUCUCCAAAACUCUAAAACAUUCAAAAUAAUCUCUACUUUCUAAUCAAAUUUCAAAAUCAACUUCAUAAACUUAUCAAAUAUGACUUGAGACAACUAUCGGGAGGGUUAAAAUGAUGAUUUUCUAACAUUUCCAAAAAUGACACUUUAGAAUCAUUACAACUAAUUAUUAUUUUUAUGUAGAUAAUUAUCAUAUCAAUUGGUACAUAAUUAUUCCUUGUUGACUUUUAAUUUAAUUUAAACACGUCUGGACUUUAGUUGUUAUUAAAUAUAGGGAAAAAGAAUAAAUAUAUUUCUAAAAUAUCAUAAAUGAUUUGUUAAUACCGCUUACGUUAUACUUUAAGAUUGUAUAUACCCUUACCAUCAAUAUUUUGGAUCGUCUGUACCCUUAAGACUAACAGAUGACACAUGACAUCAUCUAAAUAAUUUACCUGAUUUUAUUUUUUAUUUUUUAUCCAAAAAAUUGAAAACCCGCUCAUUUUUCAUAACAACCUUGAAAAUAUUAAAGUACAAAACACCCAAUAACCUAGAUUCCUACUAAGCUAAAUGAGGUCUCUUAAAUUUGAGGGCCUAAUACACAUGUCUUUUUUUUAUAACACUGUCAUGCCAUCCCUGGUGAAUUAUAUGGGAGAUGUCAAUAAAGUUUCUACCAUCUUCAACAGAAGAGAAAAUAGGAUCGAUGUUAAUUCCAACUUCUAUUACAAAGAAGAAUUCAAAAAAAACAAUUGAACAUUGUGAAAAGUCAUGGAAUAUAUAGAAUGAAAGCAAGUUUGAUGCACAAUUAUUUUACUAGUCCUUGAGUAGGAGCUUCAACUGUGACAGCCAUCAUACUCCUCAUAUCAUCACUAUACAGACUAUACUAGCUUUCACAAGUUUCGUUAAGUAAAUAAUAAUGGUCUUAAUUGUACUGUUGAUGAGCUUAAUCAGGAUUGUCACAACAAGUUUGGAGGCCUAAAGCCAACAUUAUGUUUAGACUUUUUGCAUCGGAAAAAAAAAGAGAGGUGGAAGGUACGGGAAAAAAUUGUGUUUAGACGUUUUGCCAUUUGAAAUUUUCAAGUCAGCAAAAUAAAUUUAUAUUAUGUGAUUUUUCUAAUGACGUGUCAUUUGUUAGUUUUGAGAGGUAAAAGUGAGUCACUAAUCUAUAAUAUUUUUACCCUAAAAUUAAACAAAGGAUAUAUUUGAUCUAUUUUCAAUAAUUGAAGGAUACUUUUAACCCUUUGGCCUUUUUCGAAUAUUAAAAAAUGGAUAAGAAACUCAUUCAUUGUCCAAAACAAAUAACAUAUUUAUGUAUCGUACCAAACGCACCCUAAAAGUGUCCUUAAUAAAAAACAUUGAUGUCAAAUUCUUAGAAUAAGUGGUGGCUUCAAGACAAACUUAAAAGUGGUAUUCUAUGAUAUGUUUUCUUAAAUAUAAAUGUCAUUACACUUUAUUCUAUGACACUAAAGUUUUAUAUUAUAUGACACUUUUCUCAAAAGGAACUUUAUUUCAUGUUAGUAAUAUAGACAGGCUUGCAAAUCACCCAAAGGAAAAUCUAUAUAUAAUUUUAUUUUCUCCAUCUCUCAUCCUUCACCUUCAUAAAAGUUGAGCAAAGAAGAAUUUUAAGAAGAAACUCAACUACACUCCAACAAGUCCAUUUUCAAUUUAUAAAUGAAAGAAAUUAGAGUUGAAGAAAGAAGGAUGACACACUCCAUUGAGAUCACCUCAAUAGAAAACCAAAUUCUAUUGCUUUCUUCAAACCAAACAAGAUAAGGAAUUAGAGUUGAAGAAAAAAGGGAUGGCACACAUUAUUGAGAUGACUUCAAUUGAUGACCAAAUUCCACUGCUUCCUCAAAGUGAAAACGAUGAGAUAGAAGAAGGGAGGGAAGUGGAUCAGUUAAUCGAUAUAAAGGAAACAAAUGGUCAUGAUCUAUUAGGGUCACAAACAAAGAAAUCUAUAAAUCAAAUCUUUGAUGAAAUGUUUGAGGAUUUAGACAAUUCGUCUAUUAAAUCUUGUACCAUAUUCAAAGUAAUCGUAGGGCUAAGUGAGUCAAAUCCAGAUGCUUAUACACCAAAGAUGAUCUCUAUUGGUCCUUACCAUAAGAAAAAUCCUCAACUUCGUCCAAUGGAAAAGUACAAACUACUAUACCUACGACGGUUUCUUCAACGAAAAGAGGGGCUUGAUGUGGAAAGUUGCAUUAAUGAAUUGAAACAACUGGAGGAGGAAGCAAUAAAGUGUUAUGAAGAUAUAGAAGACCUUGGUAAUAAUAACCAAAUUUGUCAAAUGUUAUUGCUUGAUGGUUGUUUUGUGGUUGAGUUUAUUCGAGAGUGUUGUAAAAUAUAUCCAGAAGAAGAAGAAGAAAUUAUUGAUGUUCAUGAUUGUUACAUAUUUCGAGAUUUGAUGUUACUAGAAAAUCAACUUCCUUUCUUUGUCCUCGACAAGCUUCAUGGCAUGACAAAGCAAGAUGAUGAAUUACCAUUGGCAAUACAGGUGAAUAGUGUGUUUACCCAUUAUGUUAACUGGCCAAAAAUGACCCUUGAAUCCUUUGAAGAGAUAGAAUAUGAUGCAGAAAAUAUCAAACAUUUACUUCAUGUAGUACACAUAUUUUCAUGUCAUGGGACUCCAAUGGAAAACUCAAAAGAUUGCACAACAUGUCAUAAGGUCAUGCCAAAUGCAACAGAGCUUUUCGAAGCUGGAGUUACCUUCGUUAAGGUAGAUAAACUUGGCGAUAACACAAAUUUAUUUAAUAGUAUAAAGUUCGAGAAUGGAUUGAUGAAAAUCCCUAGUUUUCAAGUCGAAGAUGAUACAGAAAUCCUCCUACGAAAUCUCAUUGCUUAUGAGCAACUAUCAUAUGAUGUGAUGCCAAAAUAUUUCAGUGAUUUUGCAACUUUCAUGGAUUAUCUUAUCGACUCGGACAAAGAUGUGACUUUACUUCGCCAAAAAGGAAUCAUAGAGAACUGGAUAGGAGAGGACAACGAGGUGGCUAGCCUCUUCAACAAAAUCGGAAAUGGAGUUUUUAUCUAUUCCGAAUUCUAUUUCAAAGAAGAAUGCAUAAAAGCAAUUGAACAUUGUAAAAAACCAUGGAAUAGAAUGAAGGCAAAUUUGAAGCACAAUUAUUUUAGUAAUCCUUGGGUAGGAGCUUCAACUGUGGCAGCCAUCAUACUCCUCAUACUCACAGCUAUACAGACUAUACUAGCUUUCACAGGUCCCGUUAAGAAGUAAUUCUCAUGAUUGUCUCAAUUGUAAUUUUGCAAGUGUACAUGUUGAUGAGCUUAUGUGUUUUUCAUGUCCCCCUUUUGUACUGAGUUCUAAUAGUUGAAUGCUAAUUUAGUUUAUUUCAAGUA
Messenger RNA from Solanum lycopersicum (tomato), 3437 nucleotides. The record is from RefSeq and is a predicted model, not a curated record. NCBI's taxonomy places the organism in Eukaryota, Viridiplantae, Streptophyta, Magnoliopsida, Solanales, Solanaceae.